GCAGGGCCCUGGGGCACGUGGACCGUCAGGCUGGGCUCCGGGCUUCGGGGCUGCUGGGGGCUGGACGGCCUUCUGUCUGCUGACCACGUGUAUUCUCUGAGUGCAGCCCCGUGCGGGCAUCCCUUGUGCCUCAGGGCUGGCCCUGAGUCUGCACACAUCGCCCCCGGCCCCCAGCCGCCCUCUCUCCCCGCAGGGAUCCCGCCCCGGGUGCAGAGCCCCCUGCAGAGGCUGGGAACGAGGUGCAGUGUGGCCUCCACUCCGCCUGUCUUCCCUCCACAGAGCUGCGGCUUUGGCCUUGCUGACUGCUCGCCUGCUGGCUGGCCGGCCCUCAGGGCCACCAGGCACCGCCCGCCUUCUUCCCGGGCAAGCCAGAGCUCAAGCGCUGCAGCAUGGCGCGCGGCUGCCUGCAGGGCGUCAAGUACCUCAUGUUCGCCUUCAACCUGCUCUUCUGGCUGGGCGGCUGCGGCAUCCUGGGCGUGGGCAUCUGGCUGGCGGCCACGCAGGGGAACUUCGCCACCCUGUCUUCCUCCUUCCCGUCGCUGUCGGCCGCCAACCUGCUCAUCGUCACCGGCGCCUUCGUGAUGGCCAUCGGCUUUGUGGGCUGCAUCGGGGCCAUCAAGGAGAACAGAUGCCUCCUGCUCACCUUCUUCGUGGCGCUGCUACUGGUGUUCCUGCUCGAGGCCUGCGUCACCAUCCUCUUCUUCGCCUACACUGACAAGAUUGACAGGUACGCCCAGCAGGACCUGAAGAAGGGCUUGCACCUGUACGGCACCCCGGGCAACGUGGGCCUUACCAACGCCUGGAGCAUCAUCCAGACGGACUUCCGCUGCUGCGGAGUCUCCAACUACACCGACUGGUUCGAGGUCUACAACGCCACGCGUGUCCCCGACUCCUGCUGCCUGGAGUUCAGCGAGAGCUGCGGGCUGCACGCGCCCGGCACCUGGUGGAAAGCGCCGUGUUACGAGACCGUGAAGAUGUGGCUCCAGGAGAACCUGCUGGCCGUGGGCGUCUUCGGGCUGUGCACGGCGCUGGUGCAGAUCCUGGGCCUGACCUUCGCCAUGACCAUGUACUGCCAGGUGGUGAGCGCAGACACCUACUGUGCAUAGCUGCCAGCUGCCUGCCACCCCGCUCUGCCGCCAAAGGAUGUCGCCCACCCAGGAGACGGCUAUGCCCCCGCCUGCCUCUCCUGCCAGACCUCUCACCAGCCCGGGCUUGGGAGCCCCUGGGACUCCCGGCCUCAGCAGUGCCGUGCCAAGCAGGCGGGGUGCUGGGCUCCGCGGGGGCUUCUGGCGCUUUUCUUGCCCGAGUGCUCCCCAGGGCAGUGUUUCCCCACCAGCCCCGUCUGGGUUGGGGUGGGAGGUGAGGGGCUCCCCGCUGGCCCUGGUGCUGGAGACGGGCCUCAGGCUGCUCCCUCACACCCUGCAGUGGGGCCGCGGCAGGCUCCAGGCAUGUCUAAUAAAGUGUGGGCAGCAGUCCCCCUCCGUGUAUCUCAGUGCCUGACCCGGGGGGAGCCACACCCAGGCGGGCCCUGGGGGCCGUGGGCCCUGCACCCACUCCCACCGCCUGCUGCUUGGAGGGGGGCUCCGGGACAGGCGCGGCCCUGCCGCCUGCACGGGUCGGCGAGGAAGCCCGGAAGGUGGGCUCCAAGCUGUGGCAGAGGGGCCCCGAGCCUUGCUGACCCAGCCGAGGCCAGUGCGGUGGGCACGCCAUCUCCAUGCCCCUGCUCCUGACUUGGGGGUGCUCCCCCAGCCUCAGGGCCGCCACCUCCCCCAGGGGUGUCCUCCCGAAACCGAGCUCAGCCCCAUCUUUUCCCUUUGUUCUGUUCCCGUCUUGUUCCUGAAAGCUUCAUCCCUACGUGUCACUCGUGGGUUUUGUGAAUAAAGUGGGCUGUCAGGAUGGAA
Messenger RNA from Capra hircus (goat), 1901 nucleotides. It is a transcript of the gene TSPAN4, whose product is annotated as tetraspanin 4. The coding region runs from base 390 to 1106 and encodes 238 amino acids. Gene Ontology annotation, cellular component: membrane. The transcript has 8 exons. Lineage: Eukaryota; Metazoa; Chordata; Mammalia; Artiodactyla; Bovidae. The record is from RefSeq and is a predicted model, not a curated record.